Messenger RNA from Thalassophryne amazonica, 9979 nucleotides. RefSeq names its product dachsous cadherin-related 2 (gene dchs2). Gene Ontology annotation, biological process: homophilic cell-cell adhesion. The record is from RefSeq and is a predicted model, not a curated record. Gene Ontology annotation, molecular function: calcium ion binding; cadherin binding. Gene Ontology annotation, cellular component: plasma membrane; catenin complex. NCBI's taxonomy places the organism in Eukaryota, Metazoa, Chordata, Actinopteri, Batrachoidiformes, Batrachoididae.
AUGAGGGAAUCCCACGGACGUGGCGUCACUCGGUGCGGGGUGCGCACACGCACACGCUCCUGCGGUAACACGCUGGACGAUGAGGAAUGGCUCACCCGCACGGCCGCCGCGCUGUUCCUUCACGCGCUGCUGCUGCUGUGCGCGCCGUCAUUGGCGCAGGUGUUCCACCUGACGCUGCUCGUUAAGGAAGGUCUGCCCUCCGGAACCAUCGUGGGGGACCUCGGAGCGGUUCUCAGCCAACCGAGCAGCGGGUUCUUCAUCUCCGAGAGCAAGACUCUUACGUCUUCAGGGAUUUUGGAGAUCGACGCGGACACUGGCAUCAUCUCCUCGGCUGUGGUUCUGGACAGAGAGCGCACGGACAAGUACGAGUUUGUGGCUGCCACCCUCACAGGCCAGAUGAUCAAAGUUAAGAUACUGGUGGAGGAUGUGAACGAUCACGGCACCUGCAUUUCCCUCAGGGAGAUCACAUUAGAAAUAUCUGAACUGAGCCCCCCUGGGAGUCGGUUUCAGCUUGAAAGUGCCAAAGACCAAGAUGAGGGUGAGUUUGGGUCCAGGGGCUACAGAAUCACAGAGAGCCAGCUGGUGGCCUUAUUCCAGCUGGAGUAUCAUAGUGCCUCUGAGGACCACGUGAGCCUGGACCUCAUCCUCACCAAUAAACUGGACAGAGAAACCAGGGAGUCUUACUCCAUGACUGUGGAGGUCUUCGAUGGUGGAAUCCCUCCCAGGACGGGGAGACUUCAGGUGAACAUCCUGGUCUUGGAUGAGAACGCCAACCCGCCUGUGUUCAGCCAGUCUGAAUUUCACGCCUCAGUAGGCGAAGAUGCUCCCAUCCUAUCUACUGUGUGUCAGGUCCAAGCUACAGACCUUGACCUGGGCGACAACGCCCGAAACUAUGAGAUUAACAAGCGUCAAAGUGAUCUCGAAUAUUUCUCCAUCAAUGACACCACAGGUGUGAUUUAUCUCAACAAAAAGUUGGACUUUGACUCGGGUUUCCAUGAGUUGAUCGUCAGAGCAAGAGACAACGGUGCUCAGCCCGAGUACAGCAACACCUUCGUGAGCAUCAGGGUGCUCAACAUCAAUGACAACAGUCCCACCAUCAGUAUUCUGUUCCUCAGUGAGACUGGAGAUGCCGUCGUCUCAGAGGCAGCAGCUGUUGGGGAUUAUGUCGCGCGAAUAUCCGUGUCUGAUCCUGAUCUGGAGGAAGAGAUGGUCACAGUCACCCUCCUGGGUAGUAAUGGGAAGUUCACCCUGAAGCAGACGGAUGCCUUCCUGUACGCGUUGGUAAACGCAGAGCUGGACAGGGAAGACAAGGACUUGUACCAGUUAAAGUUGUUGGCAUCAGACUUGGGGAGCCCUGCUUUGAGCAGCGAGGUGGACUUCCUCCUGAAGGUCACUGAUGCCAAUGACUGCUCUCCAGUAUUUGAAAAGAACGUGUAUACCGUCCAUAUAGCCGAGGACGCUCCUCCGGGAGGUUCCCUCAUCCAACUGCAGGCCCGAGACGCAGAUGAUGGCGUGAACUCCGACAUCAUAUAUUCUGUCCUCGAGUCCAAUCAGAAUAGUCCUAUCAGUAUUGACCCAAAGUCCGGCCUGGUCACCACAGCAGCCGGGCUGGACCGAGAGACUCAGGCGGAGGUGUGGUUCCUGGUUGUGGCAGUUGAUGGAGGGGAACCAGCGCUUUCAUCCACAGCUACAGCCGUACUGGUCGAGGACGUCAAUGACAACGGGCCUGUCUUUGAGCAGCAGCUGUACAACGUGUCUAUCCCAGAACACGGAGAAGUCAGAAAGUGCUUCCUGCACGUUGUUGCCACGGAUGCCGACAGCCCUGAGUUCGGUACGCUGCGUUACUCUCUGUCUGACGGCUUUGACACACAGGACGAACACCCGCUCUUUGAGAUCCAGCCACAGACCGGACAGCUAUGCAUCUCACAGGACAUUGACAGAGACACGGGACACACUUUCCAUGAUGUUCUGGUCAAAGCUGAAGAUCCAGAAGGCCUGAGUGCACACACCUACGUGCACAUUGAGGUAGAAGAUCUCAAUGACAACGCUCCAGUUUUCAACCCUGCGCAGUACGCCAUCAGUAUCAGCAGCCACGCACAACCUGGGACAGAAAUCCUCAACAUCAUCGCUACAGACCCGGAUUCUGGCCAAUUUGGACUCAUCAGUUACAGUAUCAUUCCCGGUGAUCGCUCUGCUUUGUUUGCUGUAGUCAAACAAACAGGGACGCUGUACCUGACUUCAAGCCUGAUCUAUCUGGGACGGCACCAGUGUAGGUGUUUUGUGACGGCACGGGAUGGCGAUGGCCUGACAUCAGCGAGGCCUGCAGAGGUCACCGUUAACAUCGUAGGAAGCUCUCAGGUCCCAGCUGUGUUUCAGAAAUCACGCUAUACCUUCACAGUGCUGGAGGACGGCACCUCAAGUACCUCCGUGGGCACGGUGCAAGCCAUCAACCCAGCAGACUCUGUCAAAUCUGUAUCCUAUCGGAUUUCUUCUGGCGAUCCUCAGGGUUUGUCUGUUCAUCCACAAUCUGGCCUGAUCACCAACGUCAAGCCCCUGGACCAUGAGUCCCACCCAUUUGCCCUCCGUCUCCAGACCUACACCGGCACCUCUCCUGUUCACAGCACCACCCAAGUCAACAUCACUAUUGCUGACAUUAACGAUAAUUCCCCCAUUUUCCCGAAAGUCACUGACACAAUCACAGUGUCCCAAAGCACGAUUCCAGGAACGGGGCUCUUCAUAGCUCAUGCACACGACUCCGACAGUGGAGCCAAUGGAAGGGUGCGCUACUCCCUCAAAACGGACAGAAAUGGCACAUUUGUUAUUGACAACAACCUUGGGACCGACAUAAAUCAGAGUUUGCAUGUAGACGGGGAGCACAGCUACACCCUUGAGAUUUUGGCUACAGAUGAAGGAGAACCUUCUCUCAGCUCCACACUGACCCUCACCGUCAACAUCGACUGCACCACUGCUGGAGACAGCCUGGCAUUCGAGAUGCUGGUCUACCAAGUGGAGAUAGGAGAGGGUUAUCGGAAAGACGCACGGGUCAUCCAAAUGAGGGCGCACCGCAGCAGGGGAGCUUCUGACGCGGGUAUCACCUACUCCAUAGAGGCCGAACGAGGAUUCCCAAGUGCUCCUUUCGGAUUCACCCCCAAAACAGGGUGGCUGUAUCUCUCCCGCAGUCUGGACUAUGAGGCAGACAACAUUUUUCAUUUUAGAGUGUUCGCCACGGCGACGGAGGGCAAACAGACUGCGACAGCGUCUGUCAAAGUACUAGUGCUUGAUAUUAAUGACAACACCCCAAUGUUCAGCAGCAACAGCUACUACUUCACAGUGUCAGAGGGGACGUCACCUCACGGCUUGGUGGGAAGAGUCAAGGCCACGGAUAAAGACUCUGGAAUGAACGGCCAGCUGUCUUACAUCCUGCUGUCGGACGGGAAAUUCUUUCGCAUCAAUGCAAAAACGGGGGAGAUCAUCAACUGGGUGGCGCUGGACCGCGAGCGGCACAGCCAACACUGUUUGAAGGUGAUGGUGACAGAUCAGGGUCGUCCUCGCCUCAACAACACCGCAACUGUUCACAUCCUCGUCACAGACAUCAACGACAAUGCGCCACAAUUUACCCACCUGCCUGCUAACAAGGAGCUUAGCAUUCAGAUUGGAGAUGAUCUACCAACAGGAUCCUUGGUGACAAAUGUGUUUGCCAAAGACUCAGAUGCUGGUGAAAAUGGAACAGUUAUCUUCUUGCUGGAUGUAGGUGACCAUCCCGGACACUUUAAGAUUGACUGGAAAAGUGGAGACAUCAGGACAACGGCUCUUUUCAUGCAGGACUUUGAACCAUACUACACUCUGAAAGUAACUGCCCGUGACAGUGGACACACAUCUCUGGAGGACACUGCACUCGUUCGUGUACAGGUCUGUGGAUCAAAGGCUGAGUCUGGCAACUUGGACUAUCAAACAGUGAGGCGCUUUUCGGUGAGAGAAGAUGCAGAACCUGGAGCAGUUAUUGGCUCUGCCAGUAUUUUACACACAGGGAGAGUCCAUUACUCAAUCACAGAGGGCGAUGGGAGCCUUCACUUUGGCGUUGACAGGUCCUCUGGUGACAUUUACAUCAGUCAGUCUCUGGACUAUGAGUUGGCCAUACAGUACUUCCUGGUCGUCCGCGCUGAAGAUGAAGGAGUUUCUCCUACAGUGAACAUAUCUUUGCUGGUCACUGUGAUGGUGGAGGACGUCAAUGACCACACGCCCUGGUUCCCUGAUAAACUCGUGACAUUCGGACUAAGGGAGGACACGGCUCUCGGUGCACGAGCAUUCACGUUUCACACCAAGGAUGCUGAUGGAACUUUACCUAACAGUGCCCUCUACUACACUUUGACCUUUGAGGACCCAGCAGGACCCAGUGAGUCGUCACCACUCUUCCCCUUUGAGAUUGACCCGCAUACAGGGAUCCUGACUGUAAGGGCACCAUUAGACCAUGAGGCCACUUCCAGCUUUGCCUUCACUGUAACGGUGACCGACCAGGCCAAGAGGGAGGAAGACCAGAAACAAACAUCUGUGACUGCUCAGGUCUUCCUGCUGGACACGAACGAUAACCGCCCCGUGUUUAUAUCAUCUGACACUGUGCAGGUAGUGGAGAAUGCAGAGGUCAUGAGCCUGCUGCAUCACGUUGUCGCUAUUGAUGGGGAUCUUGGAAAUGGUGAUAUCUCCUACACCAUUCUUGCCGGUAAUGAGAAAGAAUUCUUCACCCUGGAUGAGAAAACUGGUCUUCUGUUUCUCGCCACUCCUUUGGACUACGAGACGCAACGUUUCCACCGUCUGGUCAUCCAUGCGGCAGAUGGCGGCCUGCCAUCACUCUCCUCCGCUCACACACUGACGGUAGAGGUGAGUGAUGUGAAUGACAACUCACCAAUCUUCAAGCAAACCGUCUACAACGUUAGCGUAAUGGAGAAUAGGGACCCCGGAGAACCAGUGGACCAGGUCUCUGCCACAGACAUGGAUUCAGGAGAGAGGGCUGUGGUGUGGUACAGUCUGCUGCCUGGCCCUGGCUAUGACCUCUUCAGUGUCGACCCUCAUACUGGUCUUAUCACCACGACCUCUAACCUGGACAGAGAGCAGCAGCAGCAUUUCACUCUCAGAGUUCAGGCGUGUGAUCGUGACUCACAGCCUCUUACUGCCACAACCACAGUGCUGUGUUCUGUGCUGGACGAUAACGAUAACCCUCCACAGUUCGUGCAGGCGUCCUUCCAGGUCAGCCUUCCUGAGAACCUUCCCUCUGGGAUCAUUCACACUGCACAGGCCUUUGACCCAGAUCUUGGGGACAAUGGAACCAUACGUUACUCCAUACUUGGAGAUGACUACAAUGGCCGCUUUACUAUAAACAUUUACACAGGUGACAUCAGCACCACAGAGGUCCUUGAUCGGGAGGAAAGGCAGAAUUAUACACUCACGAUAGAGGCCUGUGACACCGGCUGCAUCCCACUCAGCUCCUCCACCAAGCUCGAAGUUGUCUUGGUGGAUGAGAAUGAUAAUGUCCCCUUCUUCACCCGAACCAGCUACCAAGCAUCGGUCAGUGAGGGUUUACCUGCAGGAGCUGAAGUCCUGCAUGUUCGCGCCCUGGAUCCUGACGAGGGGCCAAACGGGGAGGUAACGUACUCCCUGACAGAUGACAGCAGCCAUGGCGCCUUCUCUGUGGACGCCUCCACAGGACUGAUCCGCACCACCAGGUCUCUGGACCGAGAACAGACAGCCCAGUACACCCUCAGGGCUGUGGCUACUGACAGCUGUGCCAAAGGCCCACUCAGCUCUGUGGUGUCGGUCACCAUACAGGUGGAGGAUAUUAACGAUAACAUUCCAGUCUGUGACCAGAACCCGCUCAGUGCUUGGGUGUCCACAAGCAUGUCACCAAACCAGAUAGUUACCACUCUGGCGGCAACAGACAGUGAUCUGGCUGAGAACGGCACGGUCCAGUUCAGCCUUUCUGAAGCGGACAACGUUUUUCAGUUGAAUAGCGAGUCAGGAGAGCUUUUACUGCUACGGCGAGUGAGAGUGGGUCUGUUGAAGAGGAAGCUGCAGGUUGUGGUGUCAGAUCGAGGACGACCUGCUCUAACGUCCACCUGCCUGGUCCUUAUCCACCUAAAAGGAGAACAGGAAGGACUGCAGUUCACGAACAAAGCCUACAAUGGCACCGUCAAGGAGAACAGCAGAGCUGGCACUUGGAUUGCAAAAGUUGAAGCCAGUGACCGAAUUAACAACAGACAAAGGAUCACAUAUUCUAUAUUCAGCGGCAAUGAAAAUAAGAUUUUCACCAUCAGCCGUCAUACAGGAGAGAUCCGCGUGGGCAAAACUGAGUCUCUGGAUUACGAGGCGAGUCGUCACAUUCCAUUGGGGGUGCUGGCUGACAACGGGCUGCAGACGGCUCACUGCAGGGUCUCAGUCUACCUGCUGGACGUCAAUGACAACACGCCCGCAUUUGAACGCAGCAGCUACAGAACCGCUGUGUGGGAGGGGCAGGUGCACAACACCUACGUUAUGCAGGUUUUUGCUUUUGAUGCCGACAGCGGGACGAACAGGCAGAUCGAGUACUCCAUUCUGUCCGGUAACCAUAACGACGCAUUCGUCUUAGAUUCUGUUCGAGGGAUCCUUGCUACCAAUGUCUUACUGGACCGUGAGAUCACUCCCUCGUACAAACUGGUCCUGGAGGCAGCAGACAAGGGAAAUCCUUCACUUAGUGGCACCACCACCGUUAGAGUCCAAGUGGUGGACAUCAACGACAAUAGUCCUGCCAUCCCCUCAGUGGAGCCUGUGCUGAUAGCAGAGAAUCUACCAGGAGGUCAUGUGGUCACCCAGGUGACUGCCAAUGAUGUGGACUUGAGCUCAGUAAUCACAUACAGCUUUGCAGACAACAGAAGCCAUGAUGGCUGUUUUGCUAUCGACCCGUACAGCGGUGUGGUGACGCUAACACGAGCCCUGGACUACGAGGAGCAGGCAGAGUACACUUUGACCAUCUGGGCCUCCGACUCCAUCCACCAGGCCACUGGAGAGGUCACAGUUCAAGUGGUUGACAUCAAUGACAACCCUCCAGUAUUCAACCAGACCUCCUACCAGGUGGAGCUGUCCGAGUUGGUCUCAGCACAGACAUUAGUUGUGUCAGUGUUUGCUACUGACAGAGACACUGGACUCAAUGGUGAGGUGUCCUACAGACUGCUCACUUCUGUCCAAGACUUUUCUAUCCAGCCAGAAAAUGGAUCUGUUUUCACAAACAAGCCCCUAAAACCAAUCACAAACAGCAAUCCAAUCCAGCUGCUAGUUGAGGCCAAAGAUGGAGGAGAUCCCACACAUUCUGCUCUCACCUACAUUGAUAUCACAGUUCUUGAUGCCAAUGACCAUGCACCUCUGUUCCCACAGAACACUUACACACUCACCGUCCCAGAGGACACAUCUACUGGCAGCACCCUGCUGAAGCUCUCUGCAGAUGACCAAGACAGGAGCCCAGAAAAUACAUACUUGGACUACUCCAUUAUAAGGGGAAAUGAGGAGAGGCGAUUCUGUCUAGAAGUAAACAUGGUUAAGAUUGAGAAUCAGAUGAAAUAUGUAGGAAAACUGGUUCUAUGUAACCCGUUAGACCGAGAGACUACUGACAGCUACCAACUGACAGUGUGUGUAUCAGACCGAGGAACACCUCCACUGUCCAGCUCUGCUGUCGUUACAGUGACGGUGACAGACUGUAAUGACAAUGCUCCUGUCUUUUCAAGAACAGAGUACCAUGCCCAAGUGAGUGAAAACAGCUUACCAGGUACUAAGCUAGUCCAGGUCAAUGCUCUGGAUCCUGACCUGGGAAUCAAUGGCUUGGUGCAUUACAAUAUUAUUUCAGGGAACUCCAAAGGUCACGUCAAGCUGGACCGUCAGUCUGGACUUUUGGUUGUCAACAGUUCACUUGACUUUGAGGGAGAGUCAAAAUACACCCUGACGAUCUGUGCAUCUGAUGGAGUUGAAUCGCUUGAAGAACAUAAUGUGGCUUUCACAGUGGUGUUCAUUACAGUGUUGGAUGAGAAUGACAACACUCCUUACUUCAUUUUCCCAGUGGUCAACUGUUCUGUGUUCGAGAACCUCCCUUCAUUUUCCCAUGUCUGUUCUGUCCAUGCUAUUGACAAUGACUUGGGGAUGUAUGGACAGAUCUCAUACUCCAUUGCAUCGUCGUGCUUCAUGGGCUACGGUAUCGGCAGCCCUGAACGAAAGGAGAACUUUGCUAUUGACCUUCUCACAGGUGACAUUCACACCAGACAGACUUUUGAUUAUGAACGCAAAAAUGAGUACUGCUUCAUAGUGGAAGCCAGGGACAAGGGCGAAAAAGUAGCUACAGUGAGAGUGCAGGUGAGCAUUAAGGGAGUAGAUGAGUUCAGUCCCAUCUUUACCCAAAAGCAAUACUACUUUAUGCUGCCUGAGAACAUAGAGCUAGGACAGACCGUUGGCUUUGUAAUGGCCAUGGACCAUGAUGGAGGCGUGGAUGGUUUGGUAGAGUACUCCCUGGUGAAUUCAUCACUGUUUUUCUCAAUUAACAAAACAAUUGGUGCCAUCUUUAUAUCAGGUCCUGUAUAUCGCACACGAGGUAGCCAUGUUAGGGAAGAUGUAGUAGAGCUACUAGUAUCUGCAGGUAGUCCCAGACUCGGCUCCCGAACAACCACUUGCCUGGUGUCAAUCAACAUCUCCAGCUCAGUAAAGGCACUUAUCGGAUUGCCCGUUGACACCCACAUGCUCAGUCUGGGUACCUCACUAAUUGUGUUCCUUCUUCUCUUCCUUGUGCUUGUGGCACUGGCUCUCAAGUACAAAAUGAAAGAAGCUACCCUCAAAAAGGCUGAUGCCAUCGCCACAAACUUAAACAGUGACACAGGCACAUUUGGAAGAUCCAGUGGCCAAUCACAAAGUGCCAUGUGUCUGCACAAGUUUAAAAGGCCCAACAGUUGGACUAAGAGGGACAUUUCCAACCCAUGCACCCAGUCAGACUCGAGUGGCCAUGGAUCAGCAGAGGGUGAAACAGCUGAAGAUGAGGAAAUCAAAUGGAUUAAUGAGAAUUCCAACCAUGUAACAGUGGGAUAUUUGGAAGGCAACCAGAUUUCAGAGAUCCCAGACUCUUCAGUUCCUGGAGACAACAUCUCCUGUCACUCUAUCGAUGUAGGGCCGGAGCACAUUUUGUCCAUCAUUAAAAGUCCAGUAACAACAAUGGCCAGUACAGAAAGCCUAUACCAUUUCAAAGAAGAGGGAGGAGGUGAGGGACUUCUUCCUGCAAUACUCAGGGUGAGGGAUUUGGAGGAGAACAUGGAGACAAAAGGGUAUGCGCCUCUUUCAGAAAACAGUGCCUCUGCAGAUUCUCUCUCUUCACUGGUGUACCUGGAGGAACAGCUGCAGGAUGGCUACAAUUGGGACUACCUGUUAGAAUGGGAGCCACGCUUCCAGUCUCUAGCUUCCGUCUUUGCCGAUAUUGAAAUGCUCCCUGAUGAGGAGCUUCAAGGUGGCUGUGAGGAGCUAGCAGCUGAAGCAAGCUGUCUCAUGUAUCCACCGCCCCUUAUAACAGGAGUGGCCCAACCUGGCAUCAGAACUGUACCUCCACGGAAGCCGGUCCGUGUGCCAAACCUGAACAGGCGGUCAUCUUUCCCUAAAUAUGUCUAUUCCCCCUUAGUCAGGAAUACAGGACUCACACCUUCAGCAAUGACUCCCACCUUCUCCCCAUCGCUUUCUUCACUAACCAUCAGAACACCCAGUGCCUCACCAGUAAUCUCAGAAACUGGAGUGGGGGGUAUCAGACUUGACUCAGGACCCCUGACCACAAGCCUACUGGAUGCAGAAGUACAGGUGUAGACCAAAACCGGCACUGCAGGACAUCGUCUCUUUUCUAACCCAAGGAUUUUUUAGGUUAUGGUACUGCACAAUUAUUGCACAGUUUUGCAGUUGAUUUCCUAUCUUGUUUUUAUAAUAAACUAAUUAUUACAAU